AGUCAGGACAUCCCACUAGGGUGAGGGAGGAGGGAGGGAAGGCGAGAAAGACGAUCAGCAGCAAGUCAAGAGAGAGUAAGACAGAAACUGAAGAGACGCUAUACUGUUUUCUUUUUCAUACUUCCUUCCUCCUUCCUAAAUUUCCACCCUGGGCAGAACAGACAGGCAGAGAGAAACAAGAGAGACAAAGAAAGAAGAAGGGGUGGCGAGGUGGCAGAGCUGAGAGUGUGAAUGCGAACCUGUGAGUGUGACUGACUCUCUGUGUGCAACAUGCUCUGUCAUGCUGCUGCGACUGUGGCUGGCUUCUCCAACCGGCGUCAUCGGCUUUCAGGAAAAGGAAUGUUUAUGCUAAGAAUGAGUCCCUGAACCAGUUCACCAUGUGGAUGUGGGACAGUAAUUUCCAAGCCUUCGCAGGAAGAAUCCCACGGAAAAAAGAGCAGCAGCCAGAGAGCUUAGUUGGUCCUGCCGGGUGGCCGCCUGCUUGUUGGCACCGCUGACACUUUCACUUAGAAACUGACUUUAUGCAAGGCUCAAGUCUUCAUACUUCAACUUCAGCUUUUUUCUCUCUCUUUUUUUUAUGGAUUCUGCUGUGCUUUAUUAUAAUUUUUUUAAAGAUUGCCUUUUGAGAUACAAGUAGAAACUUCUUCUAAUGAUGAUGGGACCAAACAAAAGAAGCAAGAAGUUCUCUACUCAAGGACAGGUCUGAAUGCAACACAUAGGAGGACUUCACGCAACUAUGGAACACUUUAUCAUGUUUAGGGGUCUGCAGAUAGCAUGGGGCAGGAUCUGUAGAUAGAAAACUUUAAUUUGUAGAAGAAGAGGGGCUCCAAGAGUGCAGGGCAUUCUUGACACAGCUCUGGAAUGAAGCCGGGACAAUCUCCAGGUGUUCCCUGUGACAGGUCCAUGAUGCACCUCAGUCAGUUUCCUGUCAGACGACACUCGUGGAUAUGCUUUGAUGUGGACAAUGGCACGUCGUCAGGUCGAAGCCCCCUGGACCCAAUGGCCAGCCCAGGCUCAGGCCUCAUCCUGCAGGCCAACUUUGUCCACAGCCAGCGGAGAGAGUCGUUCCUCUACCGCUCGGACAGCGACUACGACCUCUCCCCCAAGUCCAUGUCCCGAAACUCCUCCAUUGCCAGUGACAUUCAUGGUGACGAUAUGAUUGUAACUCCAUUUGCACAGGUUCUUGCAAGCUUGAGAACCGUACGGAACAACUUUGGUGCAUUAACCAAUCUACAGCAAGACAGAGCAUCUAAUAAGAGAUCACCCAUGUGUAACCAACCCCCUAUCACCAAGACCACCUUUACAGAGGAGGCCUACCAGAAACUGGCCACAGAGACCCUGGAGGAGCUGGACUGGUGCCUGGACCAGCUGGAGACGCUGCAGACAAGACACUCGGUCAGCGAGAUGGCCUCAAACAAGUUUAAGAGGAUGUUGAAUCGGGAGCUGACUCACCUAUCAGAGAUGAGCCGAUCUGGGAACCAAGUGUCUGAAUUCAUCUCCAGCACGUUUCUCGACAAGCAACAUGAGGUGGAGAUGCCGUCCCCGCAGACACAGAAAGAGAAGGAGGAGAAGAAGAACAAGCCCAUGUCUCAGAUCAGUGGAGUGAAAAAACUGCAGCACUCUUCCAGCCUCACAAACUCAAACAUCCCUCGCUUCGGCGUCAAGACGGAGACUGAGGAUGAGCUGGCAAAGGAGCUGGAACAUGUGAACAAAUGGGGCCUUAAUGUUUUUAAAAUCUCAGAAUUCUCUGGGAAUCGGCCACUGACAGUAAUGAUGUACACAAUUUUUCAGGAGAGAGACUUGUUAAAAACGUUCAAAAUUCCACUCGACACCUUUAUAACAUACCUGAUGACCUUAGAAGACCAUUAUCAUGCCGAUGUGGCCUACCAUAACAACAUCCAUGCUGCUGACGUCACCCAGUCAACUCACGUGCUGCUAUCCACCCCUGCCCUUGAGGCUGUGUUCACAGACCUUGAGAUCCUCGCUGCCAUCUUCGCCAGUGCAAUUCAUGACGUGGACCAUCCCGGAGUCUCAAACCAGUUCCUCAUCAACACCAAUUCAGAGCUAGCCUUGAUGUACAAUGACUCAUCAGUGUUGGAGAACCACCACUUAGCAGUUGGUUUCAAGCUACUGCAAGAGGAGAACUGUGACAUCUUCCAAAACUUGACCAAAAAACAGCGACAAUCACUGCGAAAGAUGGUCAUUGACAUCGUCCUAGCAACAGACAUGUCCAAACACAUGAAUCUGCUGGCUGACCUGAAGACAAUGGUGGAAACAAAGAAAGUGACCAGCUCCGGUGUGUUGCUACUGGACAACUACUCCGAUAGGAUACAGGUUCUCCAGAACAUGGUCCACUGCGCUGACCUAAGCAACCCCACCAAGCCUCUUCAGCUGUACCGACAGUGGACGGACCGCAUCAUGGAGGAGUUCUUCAGCCAAGGGGACAGAGAAAGGGAGAGGGGGAUGGAGAUCAGCCCCAUGUGUGACAAACACAACGCCUCUGUAGAAAAGAGCCAGGUUGGGUUCAUAGACUAUAUUGUCCACCCCCUGUGGGAGACGUGGGCUGACCUUGUCCAUCCGGACGCACAAGACAUCUUGGACACAUUGGAGGACAAUAGAGAGUGGUACCAAAGCACCAUCCCCCAAAGUCCAUCUCCAACUUUAGACGAGCCAGAGGACAGCACUCGACCCCCAGGAGCAGACAAGUUCCAGUUUGAGCUGACCUUGGAGGAGGACGGGGAGUCCGACACUGAAAAGGACAGUGGCAGCCAGCCGGAGGAGGAGGAGGAGGAGGAAGAAGAGGAAAACAGCUGUACUGACUCUAAAACACUCUGUACGCAGGACUCCGAAUCAACAGAGAUACCUUUGGACGAACAGGUGGGGGAAGACGAUGAUGAUGAUGAGGAGGAGGAGGGGGAUGCAGAAGAGGAGGGGGAGACCCCCUGCUCAGAGCCCUGUGUUGCAGAUGAAGAGGUGGCAGAGGACGAAGAGGAGAAGAAAUCCCCCGACACAUAGCAGUUAUGGACAGCCUUUGAUUAACUGCUCCUCUUAGUAAUGACAGAUUAUUAUUUAUAGAAUAUUUUUUGAGUUUUGUGAAAUCUGUUUUUUAUACGUCUGUGUUUCCAAAGCGUGCGCUGCUCCUCACCCCGGGUUACUCCUCUCGUCUCCUUUAUUUAGACACGCCCAUUGGUACUACUUCAAGUUUUUUUGCACUCAGGAAGAACUCCCUUUCAUUCCCAUUCGUACUGAAGUGGUGUGUCUUUACUUCCACCUUCUCCUUACGGUCUUUAGUUGUAGACACAGACGGUCUCCUCAGUGCUGCUCAUACAUCACAUCUGUUUUUGUAUAAUUUUUUUUAUUUUUUUUUUUUUUUGCUUCCGUCUCAGCCUCACCAGAAAGUUCACCUGUGUCUUUAUGUUUUAUGAAGUGCCAAUAACUCCAAAGGGUCAGUUAUUGGUGAGAGUCUCCCUUUUAUUUUUUAUAUAUCUCCUUGAUCAUGUUCUCUCCCUUCCACAAUAAAUUAGAAAGAAUGUUUUUGCUCCAAACCCGACAGGUCACUGCAGCACAUUUGGGAACUUUUUAAACCACAUUGGCGAUGUGCAAGUCUUCCUCCAUAAUCUGACUGACAAAAACUAAAAUCUGAACCACCAUGAUGCUGUCCUAAACCUCUAGUUUUUUUUCUUUUGUUUGUUUGUUUUUGGUAUUGUAUUUAAGAGUCAGAUAUUUUGUAUUUAUAGAGUUUAAUUUUGCUGUCAGAGAAGUUGAGGAACCUUGUAGAAACGUAGAGGGAGACGUGUGUCAGAUGUAAAGCUUUUGGAAGCUGUUCUAAAGAGCUCCAACAGCAUUUAUACUCCUAUACCACUAUACUUGUAUUCAAUUAGUCCUGUGUCUUAAAAUCUGUAUUUUCUUUUUGGUAACUCUUAUUUUUAGAGAAAAUCUUCUCUGAGAAGGAAGCAGAAACCUGAGGUCUUGUGCUUUGCUUCUUAUGGGAGUCGUUUAUAACCUGGAGUACGCCCUUAAAUGUUUUUAUUGUUGCCUAUAGUUCUUUCGAACACAUCCUGAGACAAUGCAAUGCUUUGUAGUUAUUACAAAAAGCACCUUUUUUAGAGGUUUGACUAGUGCUCCAAAUGUUUAGAAAUAGUAAUGGUGUUGAAAAUGACUGGGGUGUUUUUAUAACAAAGUAAAGAGAAAUUACUUUUAUUUUCUUAGCUGUUUGACUUGGUUUAUACAUCGGCACCUGCUGCUUAUCUUUAGCCUUCAACGAUUCAUUUUUCAUCAGAUUCCUGCCAUUAACUCCAGUUUACUGUCUUUGCUUUCAACAAGACAAUCAGCUGCACAGCAUAAAUAUCAGAUAAGACCAUUAUCUACAUUGAUACAGGUGCAUCUCAGUAAAUUAGUGCGUCACUAAAAAGUUCAUUUAUUUCAGCAAUUCACUUCAAAAUGUGAAACAGUAAGGAGCUUAAUGUAUUUAUUCCAGUUACUUUUGUUGGUUAUGUUAGGAAACUCCUAAGUUAGUUUGUUGAAAAAUCAGCAUAUUAAGUUAGAUGAGUAAAAAUAGGAGUAAUAAAUAGAGAAAUAUUAUAUUAUUUUUUAUACUAUUGUGGGGAAGCAGACAUCCGCUGAUAUCCACCAGGAGGCUGUGCCACAAAAAGUCGGUUUUAAAUAAGCUGGCUCACCACAGAGAGCCAGAGAGAAUAUUGAUAGACAAUUCAAGUGGAAGGAAAAACUGCACAAGUCAUAGGGAUACAUUUUUGAGAAGCGUGGAUUUGAAUUAACUGUAAAGCAUAUUCAGCUAAAUUAACAGAAAAUGUGAUUUUAUUUAUUGUUUAAUAAAUCAAAACUAUUUUCUUUAUUAUUUUUAAAUAGUUUUCUUGAUGAUAUUCUAAUUUAUUGAGAUUCCCUUGUAUUUAAAUGCACUAAUACAUUUGCAUACCAUCUCUUUAAAUAUUUUAGCCCAUUCAAACACUGACUGCUUGUUGAAUGCAUUCUUAACAUCAUUGUCUCCUCUUUUACGUUUCAAACUACGCUUUUUGUCAUUCUAACUUGAAGCUGUUAUUUAUUGCUAUAUAUUUUUCUAUUUGUUGUUUUUGAAAUAUAAAGGUGGUACAGUCGAUAUUUCACUGUAGCAUAGAUAACACAAGCUUGCCAGUUAUUACACCUAAAUUCACUUUCUUGUUUCCCCUUGUACAAAAAAAAAAUAUUUUGGAAAAUAUUAACUAACAUAAGAAAAAACAAAAAGUAAAAAAAAAAAAAAAUCUUGAAAUACUGCACACUGCUUUUUCAAAGAGGGUCUUGUUUUACUGAUAUGCCAUUUAAGAAGAAAAAUUAUUUAACUUUUAUUUUGUGCCAAUAUUUUAUUUUAUUCUUUUCAUCCUCACCCAAUGCCCUUACCUGUAAUAUGAAUUUCUGGUUUAUUGCUGUUUACAAACAUAUAUUUAUUGUGCUGUAUAUAAUAUAUAAUUAUUAAUGUUAUCACUAUCAUAAUGCAGUUUGCUGUAAAUGGUUGAUUCUUAUCAUCCCUUUUGGUGAUGGCGUGGCUGUAUUAUGUACCUCUUGUUGAGAGAAUGUUUAUUAACAUGAGCUUUGGUGUAAAAAAGAAAAAAAAAAGAAGAAGAAAAGAACAGAAAAAG
Molecule: messenger RNA, 5630 nt
Organism: Gambusia affinis (western mosquitofish)
Lineage: Eukaryota; Metazoa; Chordata; Actinopteri; Cyprinodontiformes; Poeciliidae
Gene: pde4d
Product: phosphodiesterase 4D, cAMP-specific
Exons: 15
Coding region: 862-3015 (717 amino acids)
Biological process (GO): signal transduction
Cellular component (GO): perinuclear region of cytoplasm; cytosol; nucleus
Molecular function (GO): 3',5'-cyclic-AMP phosphodiesterase activity
Source: RefSeq, a predicted model, not a curated record